Molecule: messenger RNA, 2444 nt
Organism: Solea senegalensis (Senegalese sole)
Lineage: Eukaryota; Metazoa; Chordata; Actinopteri; Pleuronectiformes; Soleidae
Product: transmembrane protein 180-like
Exons: 9
Coding region: 201-1733 (510 amino acids)
Source: RefSeq, a predicted model, not a curated record
UGUCAUGACGUGGCGGGUCUGCCAACAACGUCACCGCCCUCCUGUGUUUGAGACUCAGCCCUGACACAGAGCACCGUGCCAAACACGACUUUAUUUCACCGGCUCACCAUCCCACACUUUGGUCAUGAUGAUGUGGUGACCCUGGGUUUGCCAGGCCGUGAGAUGGUUACAGCUUGGCGCAGAGAGACUGAAAUAGAAGAAUGGGCAGGAGUGUCUGGGGCUUCUGGCAAGGUGUCUUCUCCACUGGGGUGCUCUAUGGCUCUUUGUCCCUUUUUAUCUCCAUCCUUCACAACGUGUUCCUGCUUUACUAUGUGGAGACAUUUGUGUCCGUCUACAAGAUUGAUAAAAUCUCCUUCUGGGUGGGAGAGACAGUUUUCCUCAUAUGGAACAGUGUGAAUGACCCUCUCUUUGGCUGGUUGAGCGAUCGCUCCUUCCUCAGCUCCCCCCAGUCAGGCUCUCAGGUCACAUCCUCAGAAGUGGUGCUAAAGCGGCUGAAGGCUCUCUCCACAAAUGGCCCUCUCUUUGCGCUGUCGUUCCUGGCCUUCUGGGUGGCGUGGGCCAGGCCUGGCCUGCAGUUCCUGCUGUGCUUGUGCCUCUACGACGGAUUCCUCACCAUGGUGGACCUCCACCACAGUGCCCUGCUGGCUGACCUGGCAGUGUCCGCUGCGGAUCGCACGCGCCUCAACUUCCACUGUUCAGUGUUCAGCGCUUUGGGCUCGUUCUCCGUCUUUCUGUCCUACUCUUUCUGGGACAAAGAGGAUUUCUACUUGUUCCGCCUCUUCUGUGUGACACUGGCAUCUUUUUCCGUCUUGGGCUUUUUCAUAGUGUCCAGGAUGCUACGUCAUAGUUUUCAACAGAUGGCCUGUCCAAGAAAGGAUGAGACAUUGAUGCACAAAGAGAUCAGUGUUGGCAAUUCUCCAUCUACCCAACCGGAAAAACCUGUCACUGUCAGACUGUACCUUAAGCAGCUUUCCAGACACAGGAACUUCAAGUGGUUUGUGUCAAUGAACCUGAUUCAGGUAUUUCACUGCCACUUCAACAACAACUUCUUCCCUCUUUUCCUUGAACAUCUCCUCUCUGACAAUAUUUCAGCCUCCACGGGCUCCAUCUUACUCGGGAUCUCUUACAUUGCUCCUCACCUGAACAACAUGUAUUUCCUGACACUGUGCCAACGUUAUGGGGUUUACCACGUUAUCCGCUGGCUAUUUAUGGUCAAACUGGGACUUAGUGUGGUAAUGGUGCUUGCCGGGGCCGACCACAUAUAUCUGCUGUGCAUCUUCAUUGCUAGUAAUCGGGUGUUUACGGAGGGGACGUGCAAGCUGCUGAAACUGGUCAUUUCUGAUCUGGUGGACGAAGACUUUGUGGUCAACCGACGUCAGCAGGCCACGUCUGCUCUCCUCUUCGGGAUGGUAGCCUUGUUGACCAAACCGGGCCAGACAUUCGCCCCACUCAUUGGCACCUGGCUGCUGUGUGUUUACACAGGUUAUGAUAUUUUUGAGAGGGAGCCUGUGAAGGACUCCCUGGUUUCAGUGCCUGACGUUGUCUCCGGCUCAGGGACGCCACCUCUACGCCUGGGCUGCUUCUACUUGUUGGUGUUUGUGCCUAUCGCCUGUGCCCUGCUCCAGCUGGCCGCCUGGUCUCAGUUCACACUCCACGGCCGCAAACUUCAAGGGAUCAAGACCUUAAGGCAGUCGGCCCAGCAUGGCCACCUCAUCGAUGUCAAGGCCAUAUGAACUGAGUAAAGCUGCACAUAGACACUUUUUUCAUGCAACAGUUUUUACAGUUUUACACAACUGACAAGAUGAUGAAACAAAGCUACACUGAUGAGUUCUGCAGCCAAGUCUUGUGGUCAUGUAUCUGUGGACAGUGAAAAAUCAGUGGUUUGACAAACUGGAAGGAACAUUUGUACUAAUUGAAACUUGCCUUAUUUUAUAUUAAAAUAUUGACCUAUAUUUAUAUUUGAACAGAUGACCAAAAGAUAGAGUACAACUACUUCAUUGUUUGGAUAUAGAAAUGAUGAAGGUGACAAGUCAGUCCAAAGAUUGUGUGCCCUCUUUAAAUGGUUUGAGGUGGCCUGUAAUCUGAGUGCGCUCACUAAUCAUCAAUAACAUCAGGAGGUUCACCACAGAGAUAGUGUUAUAUAUUCUUAUGUUAUAAAUAGUAGGAUGAAGAAAAUUUAUGAAAAUUGAUAUUGUGUUCUAAGUGUUGUUGGAACUGCGUUGAUCCUUCAAUACAGAGGUUAUUUUAAUGUUACUGUUUCUUUGCCACAGAAAACCCUGCCAGUUAGAUGUUGAGAAUUCUAGAUCCAGCCAGUGUUGAUAAUGGUGAUGAUGCUGGGUUUUUUUGCACAAAACUGCCAUUUCUCUGUUGUACUUCUUGUACUUCUAACAUUCUGAUUGUUAUAAACUUUGUGUAUGGUCGUAAUAAAAACUGGGAUCAAGUAA